UUUAACAUUUUAUUUUUUAACUCACAAAACAUUAUCACUCAAUUGAACAAAAAAAUAUUUUAUUUUUGCUAUUUCUUAUUAGUUGAAAAAAAUAAUAAGUAAAAAGUGAUAACAUAUUUCAAAUUUAAAUAAAUAUCUAAAAUAUGCGCCUAUAAUAGUUUUAAAUUCCUAAACACAAAUAAUGCAACUUUAUUAAAGUUCCUAUUAAAAGUUACAACUGCAAUUAGAAAUUAAAUCGAAUACAAAUGGCUUCUACUUCGAGUCCAUCAGGAUCUGAAAACCCCACGGAUAACUUGAAAAAAGAACCGUCCAAAGGUAUUCUAAAGCCUUCUGUCAGUUAUGAAGAAAAAGAAAAACAGAAAAAAAUUGGGAACAAGUCUGCUAAGUGGGAUGAAAUGAACAUAUUAAAAACUUUACAUCCACCAGAUAAAGAUUAUGGACACAUGAAAGUAGAUGAACCAAAAACACCAUAUGAACGAGAAGUUAAUGAAGAUGAUGACGAAAUGGAUGGUGGUGUAAAUGCGGAAGAGUUGAGGAAAAGGAUUGAGGAAGGAGGUAGCCGAAGAAGUAGUUCAUUUCAAUCAGAAGAAGAACCUGAAUCUGAAGAUGAAUCUCCAGAAGAUAAAAUUACAAGGGAGGUAUUUGAACAAAAAAGAAAGGAACAUUAUAAUGAAUUCCAGACUGCAAAAAUAUUGGCCAAACAAAUGAUGGAUGAAGAUGAUGAUGAGAAUGAUGAGAAUAGUAAACAAAAUGAAGCUAGCCUGGUAUAAAGUACAUUUUUCUUGUUGUGUGUUUUCUAAAAGCUUAUUGCACAAUAUUGAAGAACAAAAAUGUAUUGUGAUUUAUUAUGUUAUUUUAUUAAGGUAACCUUUUGCAUAAUUAGCAGUUUGUUAACCACAAAUAUGGAUUGCUUAUUAUUUCAUAAAUAUAAUUUGAUUCAAAUUUAAAAAAAUCGUUAUCAUAAAUUAUUAAAUUUAAUAUGUAAAAUUUUCAGUUUCUUUGAAGCACAUAGUUGGUUUUUAUAAAAUAGCUAAUAAACUAAACAUGUUGCCUAACACAAUCUAUGUAAAAUUAUAUUGCAAAUAUAACAUUCAAUAUUUUUUA
Molecule: messenger RNA, 1104 nt
Organism: Myzus persicae (green peach aphid)
Lineage: Eukaryota; Metazoa; Arthropoda; Insecta; Hemiptera; Aphididae
Product: protein phosphatase inhibitor 2-like
Exons: 4
Coding region: 246-770 (174 amino acids)
Biological process (GO): regulation of signal transduction
Molecular function (GO): protein phosphatase inhibitor activity
Source: RefSeq, a predicted model, not a curated record